Molecule: messenger RNA, 3099 nt
Organism: Mucor velutinosus
Lineage: Eukaryota; Fungi; Mucoromycota; Mucoromycetes; Mucorales; Mucoraceae
Exons: 2
Coding region: 1-3099 (1032 amino acids)
Biological process (GO): formation of cytoplasmic translation initiation complex; translation reinitiation
Cellular component (GO): multi-eIF complex; eukaryotic translation initiation factor 3 complex, eIF3e; eukaryotic translation initiation factor 3 complex, eIF3m
Molecular function (GO): translation initiation factor activity; mRNA binding
Source: RefSeq, a predicted model, not a curated record
AUGGCACCCUUCUACGCUGUAAAGUCGGAUAACGUCCUCAAAAGAGUUGAAGAACUUCAAUCUGUUGGACAAGAUGAAGCUGCUUUGCAAGCUCUUCACGAAGUCGUACUCUCCAAGCGCUCUCGUAGCAACCCCAUCACAGUGAUGGAGCCUAUCAUGCUCAAGUACGUUGAGCUCUGUGUUGAGCUCAAGAAAGGCAAGAUGGUUAAGGAAGGUCUUCACCAAUACCGUAAUAUCGCCCAAAACACCAGCGUCAACUCUAUUGAAACCAUCAUCAACAAAAUGCUUUCUCUCGCCGAAGAAAAGGUCGCUGAAGCUCGCGCCAAAGCUGAUAAGAUUGCUGUUGAUGUCGAUGAUUUAGAAGCCUCCGAGACACCUGAAUCCAUCAUGUUGAGCACCGUUUCUGGAGACCAAAGCAAAGACAGAACUGAUCGCGCCGUUGUCACUCCUUGGCUCAAGUUCUUGUGGGAAGCUUAUCGCACUGUGCUCGAUAUCAUGAGAAACAACUCUCGUUUAGAAACACUCUACAAUGCUGUUACACUCAAAGCUUUCCAGUUCUGUUUGACUUACGAUCGCAAGACUGAAUUCCGUCGUCUUUGCGAGAUCCUUCGUAACCACUUUUUGAACGUUGCAAAGUACUCUCACCAACCUCAUGCCGUCAACUUGAACGAUCCCGAAACCCUUCAAGCUUAUUUGGAGUCUCGUUUUGCCCAGUUGAAUGCUGCUGCUGAAUUGGAGUUGUGGCAAGAGGCCUUCAAGUCUGUUGAAGAUAUCCACACCUUGUUGACCACCUCAAAGCGUCCUCCCAAGCCCGUCAUGAUGGCCAACUACUAUGAAAAGCUCACCAAGAUCUUCAUGGUCUCUGAUGACUACUUGUUCCACUCUGCUGCCUGGAACAGAUUCUCAGCUAUCGAGCGUGUCGUCAACAAGAACUUGACUGAUGAUCAACAAUCCCACAUGGCUUCCAUUGUCCUGUUGUCUGCUCUUGCCAUCCCCAUCAUCACCACCACCAAGACCCGUCCUGGAUAUGUCGAAGCUGAUGAAUACCGUGUUCAAAAGUUGAACCGUCUCUCCAUGCUCAUGGGUUUGAACGCUCAUCCUACUCGCACUGGCUUGUUGAAGGAAGCUCUCAACAAGAACAUCUUGUCUCGUGUUCGCCCAGAGAUCCGCGACCUCUACAACAUCCUCGAAGUUCAAUUCCAUCCCUUGUCCAUCUGCAAGAAGAUCAACCCCAUUAUGAACAAGAUCUCUGAAGAUGCUGAUUUGGCCAAGUAUGUCCGCCCUCUUCACCAAGUCAUCUUGACCCGUCUUUUGCAACAACUCUCUCAAGUCUAUACCACUGUCAAGUUGGACUUUGUGUUGAAUCUUGCUUCUUUCCCUGCCCCCUUCAACUAUGAUGCUGCCACUAUCGAAAAGUUCAUCAUGAAUGGUUGCAAGCGCGGUGAGCUCAACAUCCGCAUUGACCACGCCUCUCAGAGUCUCAUCUUUGAGACUGAUCUCUUUGCACCUCCCAAGGAUACUGUCACUGAAGGCAUUCAAUUACAGUCUUCUCCUGCUGAUUUGAUGCGCACACAACUGUCUCGUCUUGGUGUCAGCUUGCAUGCGGUUGUUCAAAUGAUUGAUCCCUCUGUCAAGGAAAACGCUGUCAAGGCCAAGCAACAAGUCGUCCAACGUGCUUUAGCUGGCGCUGAGGAGGAACACAAGCAAGCUUUGGCUCGCAAAGUCAUCAUUGAACGUCGUAAGGAAAUCAUUGAGUCCGAGAUUGCUCGCAAGGAAAAGCAAGCCGCACAAGAAAAGGCUGCUGCUGCUGCCAAGAAGGCCGAAGCUGAGAAGAAGCGUGUUGCUGAGGAAAUGAAGCGUCGCGAAGAAGAGCGUCUCAAGCGUAUUCAGGAUGAGGUUCAACGUGAUCAAGCCAAGCGUAUUGCUGAAGAGAUCAGCAGCAAGACUGGUCUCCAAUUGAAGCCCGAGGAAAUUGAGCAAUCUGACGUCAAGACCUUGUUGGACUUGAAGGUAUCUCGUCUCCAAACCGAGCAAAAGGAAUUGAGCGAUCGUCUCAAGCAAAUCAGCAAGCGUAUCGACCACACUGAACGUGCUUACAGAAAGGAAGAAAUUCCUCUUUUGGAGAAGGAUUACGAGCAACAACAAAAGACUGACAAGGCAUUCUAUGAAGCUUCUCGCAAGGCUGAAUUAGCUGCUUCUAAGGCCAAGUUUGAAGAGAACAUGAAGCUCAAGACUCGCUUCUCUCGCAUCAUUGUCGAUUAUAGAACCUACAAAAACAAGAUCGAAACUGCUCGCAAGGAAGCAACUGAUGCCAAGCGCAAGGCUGCUGAUGAGGCUAUCGAAAAGGAGAAGCAAGAGAGAAUCGCUGCAUGGCGUGAAAAGAAGGCUGAAGCUGAUAGAAUCCGUGAGCAAGAGCAAGCUGAAAAGAUUCGUCGUGAGCAAGAGGAGCGUGAGGCCGCUGAGGCCGCUGAGAAGGCUCGUCUUGAAAAAGAAGAGAGGCUCGCCAAGGAGAGAGAAGCCAAUGCCAAGGAACGCGAGAAGCUUGAUGAGAUUGCCAGAAAGCAACGUGAGCGUGAUGAAGAAAUCGAGCGUAAACUUGCUGCUGAGAAGGCUGCUGCUCUUGCCAAGGUCAGCGCUCCACCUGCUAGAGCUGCUUACACUCCUAGUGCUCGUAAUGCUGAAUCUGGUGCUUCUGCUGGUGGAUGGAGAUCUCGUGAAGCUGGUCGUGCUGCUGCAUCUGGUGGUGCUCCUAGUGCCUCUGAAGGUGGUGCCUGGCGUAGUGUUAGCCGCCCCUCCAACAAUGAUCGUUUCGGUCGCGAUUCUGACCGUCGUGAUGGUGGCAGUUUUGGUGAGCGUCGUGGAUUCGGCGGUGAGCGUCGCGAAGGUAGUGGCUUUGGCGGUGACCGUGAGCGUCGUGAUGGCGGCAGCUUUGGCGGUGACCGUGAGCGUCGUGAUGGUGGCAGCUUUGGCGGUGACCGUGAGCGUCGUGAUGGUGGCAGCUUUGGAGGUCGCCGUGAGGGUGGCAGUUUUGGCGACCGUCCUCGUGGUGGUAACAGAGGUGCUGGUGCAGGCUCUAGUAACACUGACAGAAAGUGGUAA